Molecule: messenger RNA, 552 nt
Organism: Penicillium argentinense
Lineage: Eukaryota; Fungi; Ascomycota; Eurotiomycetes; Eurotiales; Aspergillaceae
Exons: 2
Coding region: 1-552 (183 amino acids)
Source: RefSeq, a predicted model, not a curated record
AUGAAGGUCACCGUUCACCGUCGUCUUCUAUCGCUAGUAACGUUCACAUUCUUGAUCGGGUCCGCGAGAGCCGUUUCGGCCCCGCAGGUGUGGCCACCUACGCAGCACCAGAGAUCUCAGCCGGAGGGCUUCCAGGUGCCGACCACCGCCGGGCUCAUCAUCGGCGAGGGCACCGACCAGCCCGCACUUCGCGUGGCGCAAGACGUACUCAAGGACGCCGAUGUACACGCGCGGGGCAGCGUCGGGCAGCCGGUCGUCCUCGCUGGCUGUGAUGAAGCAUCGGCGGCCCGCUCUGACGGGCUGAAUCCCGAGAAGUACGUAUUAGGUAUCGGCCGCGACGCGCACAGGCAAGCAGUCGUUGUGCUCUCCGGUCGCGAUCAGGACGGCACAUUCUACGCCGGGCAGUCGCUCCGGCAACUCGUCAUGGAGCGCGCUGGCAGGUCCUGGCUGCCCGGCGCCAUGGAGCCAUUCCUCAACCGCACCGUGGAGGUCAGCGAUAAGUGGCUGGGGCUCCGCGGGGUCGUCAGCGGCUCGUCGGACACUUUUAUAUAG